AUGGCGGCGCAAAUGGCGGCGCAACUAGCGGCGGCUCGGGGAGCGCGGGGAGCACGGGGGGAAACGGCUCCCCCGCCUGAUCCACCAUUGCACGACUACAAGGCGGCUUUGAGCCUGUGCCUCGAUUUCCUCGACGCACAGAAGAGCGGCGACCUGGGGCUGUUUUUGAGUCGACUCAAAAGCGACCUGACACUCUCGCAUGUGCAGGAUGGGAGCGCAGUGGGGCGAGACCUGGCAGGGGGCUGCUAUGGGGAUAGUAAAGCAGAUGGACACCCCCCACCCCCCCUGGCGCAACAGCUCUCACAUGCAAGACGGAAGCGCCGUGGGGCGAGAUCUGGCAGGGGGGUACUAUGUGGAUGGGGGGGGGGUGAAGCAGACGGGGGUGACUGCAUUCGCUAUGAGCAUGCUGGCUUGGAGCAUAGUGGAGUUCGAUGCCCAACCAUCCCCCACUCCCCCUCUCCCUCUCCUAGUCCUGAGCUCGAGACCACAGGCUUGAAGCAGCGGGCAGUGGACCUGCUCAAAUGGGGAGUGGACUGGCUGCUCAUGGCGGAAAUGGGCCGGGGCGGUGUCACCUGCUCAAAUGGGGAGUGGACUGGCUGCUCAUGGUGGACCUGGGCCGGGGCUGUGCCGGGCCUCACUUCACCCUCUCUGUAUUCCCCCCUUUCCCUCCGGUCUAGUCCUGAGCUUGAAACCACAGGGUUGAAGCAGCGAGCAGUGGACCUACUCAAAUGGGGAGUGGACUGGCUGCUCAUGGCGGAUCUGGGCCGGGGCUGUGUUGUGGCGCAAGUGGGUGACUCUGCCGCCCAGAAUUCGUGCUGGCAGCGGCCAGAGGACGACUCCACCGCCCGGCCCGUGUACACUGUGGUGGGCGCGAACGGGCCGGGGGCGGCGGUGCUGGCUGACAUGUCAGCUGCCUUUGCUGCUGGUGAGAUGCCUUUGCUGCUGGUGAGGAUGAGUCUAUCCUUGAGUGUGGGCUUGAGGUAUGCAGUAUGCCUGAUUUGGGGGGAGGAGGGGCUGCGAGCAGCAGUUCUGACUGACAUGUCGGCCGCCUUUGCUGCUGGUGAGGUGCCUUGGCUGCUGCCGCCUCGCAUGUACUCGACGAGUUUAACCCCGGAUAUGCCGCCUUGCUGCGGGGCAACGCCGCCAUUCCCAACACCCGCUUCUUUCCCCCUCUGUGACCCCACCACUUUCGCCCCUCGCCCCCUUCUCCCCACCAACACCCCAGCCGCACAUGUGUUUGGCGAGUUUAGCCCCGGAUACGCCGCCUUGCUGCGGGACCACACCACCAUUCCCAACUCCUGCUACUUCCCCCUCUGUGCCCCCACUUCCAUUCCAUCCCUCGCCCUCCCCUCCUUCCAAACCAGCCUCACAUCCUCGCAUGUGUUUGGCGAGUUUGACCCCGGAUACGCCGCCUCACUGAGAGACCAUGCCACCAUGCUCUUUGAGCUCGCCACCACCGCCACCUCCACUGAUGACACGGCUCUUCCAGGGACUCUCCCGUACCAGCCUCCCCCAUCCUCCUUGCCUGAAUUUCACGAUGAGCUGCUCUGGGCGGCGGCUUGGCUGUGGCGCACCACCAUGUCUGACCCCCUGCACCAAUUCCUGCUCAAGCCCCAGCAUGCAUCAUUGUCCUACACACUCGCCUUCACUCACGCCAACAAGGCAGCGGGAGCAGCAGUGCUGCUGGCGACGUUCGUGUUGGGGCCAAUGGAGGAGGAGGACGAGGCCACUACAGAGGCAUCUGGCGCUGACGUCAUCUUCAGAUUCCAGAAGCUCGUGGAAGCUUCCAUCUGUGCUUCCACUGCUGACGUGCCUUCCAGGACCAGUGCUGAUACUCUAGCCCAGAACAUGCCAAAAACACAAG
Molecule: messenger RNA, 1864 nt
Organism: Closterium sp. Naga37s-1
Lineage: Eukaryota; Viridiplantae; Streptophyta; Zygnematophyceae; Desmidiales; Closteriaceae
Source: the annotation of a GenBank genome assembly